AUGAAGUUUCUUACGACUAAUUUCGUCAAGUGUGCGGUGAAAAGUUGUGACGCAUCGGAGCUGUCGUUUCCUUUAAAGUACGAGGAGUGUGAACUCCAACUUCAGGAGCACGACUUCAACCCGGAGUUCCUUAUCUCCAUGCUUCCCAGACUGAAUUGGGACGCUAUCGUCCAAGUUGCAGCGGAUCUGGGCAACACUACUCUCCCAUCCACGAAACCAGAGGGCAUCGAGGACAACGAGCAGAUGCUUAAGGACUUGCAUUCAUUACUAUUGGAAACACAAAUCAUAAACGGCAAGAUGACAUGUCGUCACUGCGGACACAUUUACUACAUCAAAGACUCUAUUGCCAACUUCCUGUUGCCUCCGCACUUGGCCAACAGCUGA
Messenger RNA from Ogataea parapolymorpha DL-1, 384 nucleotides. RefSeq names its product adoMet-dependent tRNA methyltransferase (MTase) complex subunit. The record is from RefSeq and is a predicted model, not a curated record. Gene Ontology annotation, biological process: rRNA (guanine-N7)-methylation; peptidyl-glutamine methylation; tRNA methylation. The coding region runs from base 1 to 384 and encodes 127 amino acids. Gene Ontology annotation, molecular function: protein heterodimerization activity. The transcript has a single exon. Lineage: Eukaryota; Fungi; Ascomycota; Pichiomycetes; Pichiales; Pichiaceae.